Messenger RNA from Anopheles maculipalpis, 979 nucleotides. RefSeq names its product peptidoglycan-recognition protein 2-like. The record is from RefSeq and is a predicted model, not a curated record. NCBI's taxonomy places the organism in Eukaryota, Metazoa, Arthropoda, Insecta, Diptera, Culicidae. Gene Ontology annotation, molecular function: N-acetylmuramoyl-L-alanine amidase activity; zinc ion binding. The coding region runs from base 14 to 979 and encodes 321 amino acids. The transcript has 3 exons. Gene Ontology annotation, biological process: peptidoglycan catabolic process.
ACACUAGCGCAAAAUGUUAAUCGUACUGAACAGUCGGUUUUUCGCGAGCUUCAUCGAACGGCGGCUUCAAACGCUGGUGGAGUCCUUCGCCGACCAGGAUUCCGUGCGGACGAUCCUUCUCGAACGUGCCGGUGCUAAGUGUUUCACUCUUAUGCUCUCCACAGCGCGCACCGUUGCGGCAUCGAGCUCGAGCCGGUUGAAUUCACCCGUCGCCUGGAACCGGAAGUCGGCGCAGGAUUACUACGAUCUCGAGGCGGGCGAAACCGAACGUACGCCGCUGCUGUACGUGAAGGACAGUUCGCGUGAAGCGUGGCGAUAUCGGGCGAAGCUGCGGGCUGAUGAUCCAAACCGGGUGCAUCCGGUGGCGGUAGGUUUGAUGGUGGCGUUGCUGAUAUUCCUACUGCUUGGUGUCGUGGUUGGCGUGUAUCUGCUACUGCUAACAAUCCAACGUCCUUGGCCCGUUUCGCAUCCAUUCUUUCUAGUCGAAAGACCCGCCUGGUGGCAGUAUCCGGUAGCACUGGAGGUGGCAACUCUCGAUAAGCAAGCCGUUACGGAUGUGAUCGUGGUGGAUACGGGCUCGGAAGGAUGUCUGAAUCAGGAGAGCUGUGUGCGCUUUCUACAAAACACCGAACAAAGCUGCUGGUCGGCACGUCGUGACCACAUCCCGUACAACUUUCUCAUCGGAGGUGAUGGUGUGACGUACGAGGCACGUGGCUGGAAGAGUCAGCACGGGUUUGAGGAUCUUCCCGGCCGGAACACAACGCUAGUAGUGGGCAUGAUUGGCAACUUUACCGAUCGUCAACCGACGGCAGUACAGUACGCCGAGCUGAAAGCAUUCUUCACCGAGUCAAUUCGUCGCUUCUACCUUUCGCCACAUUAUCGACUUCACGGGUUCAUCAAUACUACCCACGCCACGAAGGACGGUACCGCCAUGUACAACCAGCUGCAGCGAUGGCCCCACUGGCAGGGAUUCGUCUGA